CACACCCACAACCAACAACGGCUCAACCGACAACGACGACAGCCCCACCUAGGCCACCUCGACUCUCACUGGACAUAGCACACAAAGCGGUCCCAAGGGACCACAUAGUGACGCUCCCCAAAUGUCCAAGCCACCAGUCGCACCACCACCACAAGGCGGGCCGUCGCCGCUACCGCACCAGGUCAACCCCGUGGUCCGGGACCUGGCCGCGACGCCAACGCCUGUGCCCUCGUCGCCUCCAGCUUCAGAGUCCUUCUUCUCCGAGAUUGACGGCACAGCGGCAAGCGUGCUCGAGACAUCGUACGGCGACAUCACCUGGGAGCCCCCGGCAGAUGCGAGCUCGUUAAACAUUGUGUCAUGGAAGCUAGACGUCGAUGCGCAUGUCGACGACGGUAUCGACAGGCGCGGCUUCAAUGCCAUCUCGACUGUCCUCGCCCACCCGACCAAGAAGGCCAACCCGCUGCGAGCAUCGCGCAAGGCGCUCCCACCACUCGCCCAACCGCCACCAAUUCUGCCCAAGCCUUAUCCGCGAUCACACUAUGACCCGUACCUCCAGACGAUCACCCCGCUCUACGAGUCGUUCCUCACCGCACAGCAGACGGCGUCGAUGGCCGCGGCUGCCGAGUCGCAGGGCCCGUUCGACCUCGACCUCGUGGCCAAGAAGGUUGCCAAGGCCGACCUGCCAUCCCUGGACGAUAUCCCCGAGACCUUCUUUGAAACCAGCUUUGAUCUCGCCAACCCGGUCACUUGGGCACAGGUCAUGGAGACUGGUGGCUCGUCAUCAAAGGCAUCAAGAGACGACGCGGUGCAGGAGUCGCUAUCGACAUAUCUGGACAACUUGGAGAGCCACCUGGUGCAUGAGAUCACACUGCGUUCAUCUGCCUUCUUCUCAGCGCUCUCAAAUCUGCAGGACCUCAACUCGGAGUCAUCAUCCUGUUUGACACGCAUCGCCGACCUUAAAACGUCGCUUGGUGAAGUCGGUGGGGAGCAGGCCCGCAAAGGUCUCGAAAUAAUCGACGCACAGACGAGGCUGCGGUCUUUGAGGAUUACCGAACACGGCAUCAAACGCGUCGCGGAGCUCGACGAUAUUCUUCGCAUCGCCAAGGACUUGGCCGACCACGGCGACUGGUUCGGUGCUCUGGGAUACGUCGAGGACGUUGGUCGCUGGUGGGACCGAAACGGUGCAACAAUAGCAAAGCCGGAGGAGGAGGGCGAGCAGCCAGCGCCAUCGUCCUCAACAUUACCAUUGACGACGUUACCGGCCUUCGCCAACCUUCCCAUUGCCAUUACGGCCCUCAUGUCCAACAUUGCUUCGCAGUUGGACGCUGCUCUGGGAACAGUGCUCCUCGCGUUGCUAUCAGAAGCGGACAAGGGCGAGGAGUUUGAUGCCGACAACCUGCGCGCCAAAAUAGGCCCUAUGCUCGGCGGUUUGUUACGAUGCGGAAGGAUCGACACAUUGGCUGGGGUCUGGAGGACGGCCGUUACCACUGCCAUUCGGGAGGGAGGCCGACAGCACCUUCCAGUAUCGAAUGCCGAGGAGGACGCAGACGGUGCCGGGGACGGGCGCGGCCACAGCCUCGCAGAGUCCUUGCAAGCUAUGAGCCACGUUCAGUUCCUGGAUGUCGCCAGGAAGAUGUACGGCUCAAUGCUGUCGCGUCUGAAUCUCGUUCAGAAGAUUGGCGACGAGAUGGCCGCCAUUCUGGAGGAGAACAACUCCAUCACACCACUAUCCAUCGCGCAUAGCUCAGGCCCUAACGCCGUGCUCAAGUCUCCUGAGGCAUCACCGUUUGAACCUGCCGACGUCCUCGGUGCCGCCUGCGAGCUGGCCAACACGCGUUCAUCCAAGAUCUUGUCUGUGCGCUCCGAGCAGAACGCGUCAUUACCCAUCGAGCAAUUCGUCGAGAUCUUUAGCGAGAGCUGGGAAUUCGUCGUCGCCACGGAGACCAUGGCCAAGCGCAUGAUCGUGUCACUCCGCGGUGUCGCCGCCCAGCAGGCAAGACAGUUCCUCAUGACAUACCAUGGCCAGCGACUUACCAAGUCGGCCAAGUUUGUUGAGGAUGAGACGUGGGUGCAGGUCGACAUUCCUCCAGCUACACAGCACGCUGUCAACCUCUUCAUCGAGGCUGCCGUCAGCGACCCACCAGAGUGCUUUGUGCCCCCACGCCAGGCCCCCAACGGCACAGCGAAUGGCGACACUCCCAAGGCCAAUGCCAAGGUCGUGCAGAUUGAGGACAAGCCGUACUUUGCUGUCAAGGCGACGUCGGAAUCACUGCAACUUCUCGCCGAGUAUCUCAGCGUUGUGGUCAACCUCGACCUGGUGUGCACGGAUGUUAUGGCGCGCAUCAUUGAGUUCCUCAAGUCGUUCAACUCCAGAACGUGUCAAGUUGUGCUGGGUGCCGGUGCCAUGCGGUCCGCAGGCUUGAAGAACAUUACAGCAAAGCAUCUUGCCCUUGCAUCCCAAUCACUAUCCAUCAUUAUUGCUCUCAUCCCUUACAUCCGCGAGUUCAUUCGGCGCCACCUGAACCCCAAACAGGCCGUCAUGCUCAUCGAAUUCGACAAGCUCAAGCGCGACUACCAGGAGCACCAGAAUGAGAUCCACGCCAAGCUGGUCGCGAUCAUGGCCGACCGGUUGGCUGUGCACUGCGGCGAGCUCCGCGAGAUCGACUGGGAGGCGACGCCUGCGCGUGACGGACCCCGCCAAUACGCCCUCAUGCUCACAAAGGAGACACAAACGCUGCAUAAGGUACUGUCCAAGUACCUGUCGCAGGCGACCGUGGAAGGUGUCAUGUCGCAAGUUCUGGCUGCGAGCGUCCACCGCUUGAGCGAGGAGUACGGCAAGGUCGAGUUCAAGUCGGAAGAGGCCAAGAAGCGCAUGGCGAUGGACGCCGCAUACAUCAACGCCAAGCUCGGUCCGCUCUCCGAAGCCGGCACCGCCGUCGCAUCACUGGAAACUCUCGUCAAGGACAAGGCAACACCGCGAAAGGUGACGAUGCGUGGCUUGCUACGCCGCAACGGCUCGUCAAACAACGACUCGUCAACAGGCGCAGGAGCACCAGCAGACGACGGUACGGAGGCGGGCGAGGAUGUUGACGAGGAUGGGGAUAUCCUAACAGAGGCAGUGCCGAGUGGUGACCACGACAGCAAGGAGGAAGACGCAAAUGGGGGUGCUGCGGGCCGGGCGAGUGAGGAGAAACAGGCCGAGUUGACGCAGAGUGCUGAGGGUAAAGAGGAAAAGGUUGAGAAGGACGAGGCGCCGAAGACGCCAGAGAAGAGCAAGGUGCCACUGCCCGAAGGCGAGAAGUAUUCCGAGUGGUCGACGCGAUCGCCGGCCAUGUCUCCCGUCAGGUCACCCGAGCGGGUGCAGCGGGUACUCUCGCCGGAGCCCCCGUCAAAGUCGCCUGAGCCGCCAGCCAAGUCUCCCGACCUGCCACCCAAGUCUCCCGAACCGGCACUCAAGAGCCCCACGCCGCCAGAGAAGGACCUCCCUGCGGCUGCCUCAGACCCGCUUUCGUCGGCCGCCCCGGCACCACCAUCACCGACCAAGCCUGCGCCGCCAUCACCAACCAAAGCUUCCCCACCACCUGUAUCUGCCGAGGACCCAAGACCGAUGCCGCCCAACAAGCCCAAGCCACGGAUGUCGCUCGAGGCGAGGCUUAAGGCCAAGCUCGCGGCCCAGGCGGCGAGCGCCAAGCCUGACAAGCCGCGCGCGUCGAGCGAGAGCGCCGAGCGGGUGUCCGUGGACUCUGUGCCAGAGAGAGUGUCUGUGGAUGUGGCGAAGCCUGCCGAUGCGGACAAGCCUGCCGCUGCGGAACCACCUGCCGACAAGCCUCAUGAGGACACUGCCAAGGACGCUCCUACCCCCGAGGCGGCCAAGGACGCUGCGAUUACAACACCACCGACUACAUCACCCAACGACGUUACGGAGACUGUCGACUCCGCCGCCGCCGCCGCCUCCCCUACCACCACACCAUCGCCGCCACCAAAAGACGACACCGCCAUUGUACCAUCCAUACCGGAGGCGAAAGAUACUCCCGAGUAGUAUACCAAUCUAUGCAUAAGGUAGUAGUUAGA
Vanrija pseudolonga is the source of this 4071-nucleotide messenger RNA. RefSeq names its product VPS54-like protein (gene VPS54). Gene Ontology annotation, biological process: retrograde transport, endosome to Golgi; Golgi to vacuole transport. The transcript is spliced from 5 exons. Gene Ontology annotation, cellular component: GARP complex. The record is from RefSeq and is a predicted model, not a curated record. Bases 122 to 4039 code for a protein of 1305 amino acids. Gene Ontology annotation, molecular function: syntaxin binding. Lineage: Eukaryota; Fungi; Basidiomycota; Tremellomycetes; Trichosporonales; Trichosporonaceae.